This is a messenger RNA of Durusdinium trenchii, 791 nucleotides long. Lineage: Eukaryota; Dinophyceae; Suessiales; Symbiodiniaceae. The record is from the annotation of a GenBank genome assembly.
GGCAUUUGGAUUUGGACGUGCUUGAUUUUUGUGUGACACAGCUGAGCACAUCUCGGGCUGCUGCCAUGCCAGUUCUCCUCCCCUUGCGUGCUUGUUCGACGACCUCCCCGUUAGCACUGAGUGGGAGCGACUCGAGUGAUGAGAGCAGCUCCAGCGACAGCGACAAGAACGAGUACGCAGAAGGGCUGGGCUUUGCUGACCGCCACCGGCCAGCUAUCAGCAGUUUCGAGUUCGACAAUCACCCCAGGGAGGAGUAUUUCGAGCAGCCCCGCAGCAGCAGUGGCGAAGUGACCCGUUGCAUCGAGCUACCGCAGCCGAAGGGAGAUGGUCCCAUCUUGACGACGCUGAGAGAGUUGGAGGCUAAGGAGGAGAAGGAGGAGAGGGAAGCUAAGCGUGCCCGGACGGCCUCGCGUGGGCAACCUGCGAGAGGCCACCCGGGCGCCAUCCCUCAGCUCCGUGCUUACGGCGCCUGCCUGGCACUCCUCCGGACGGGGUCCGGCUCGAGCACAGCGACUGCGGCGGAGGGGUCCGCGGUGGAGAUUUUCCGGUCGCUGCGGGCACUGGAGGUUGGGGAAGCGGAGCUGCGCGGCAGCGGCAUCGGAAAGGAGAUCUCCAAAUCGGCCUGGCAGAAGAACCGAUCCGGCACCAUUGCAAGGCUGGCACAAGGCCUUUUGAGGCGCUGGCGGCGGACGGUGCGCGCCCAGCGUGAGAUGGCAUGAUCGAUUUGCUUCGAUAAGUCCACGAAUGCUUUUGAAAGAACAGGAGUUGGUGGAUGCCCCUGGACCUGUCAC